Molecule: messenger RNA, 6354 nt
Organism: Nerophis lumbriciformis (worm pipefish)
Lineage: Eukaryota; Metazoa; Chordata; Actinopteri; Syngnathiformes; Syngnathidae
Gene: socs7
Product: suppressor of cytokine signaling 7
Biological process (GO): phosphatidylinositol phosphate biosynthetic process; intracellular signal transduction
Cellular component (GO): phosphatidylinositol 3-kinase complex
Molecular function (GO): 1-phosphatidylinositol-3-kinase regulator activity
Source: RefSeq, a predicted model, not a curated record
AUCUGCUCGCUGCAGCGGCGACCCCGCGGAGGAUGCGCGCGGCCGACAUCUUGUCUCCCCGCCGUCUCGUCUCCGGUGCGCGUUAACGGCGCGCGGCCCUCGCUCGCGUCUGCGGGCCGUCGCUAUGUGACGUCGCCCUCGGAUCGGUGUGGCCGCCAUCGUCAGCGUCGACAAUGACGAGCGACGCGCAGGAAAUGUCGCCCGACUUCGUGCUCAUGCGUGUGGUCUCCGCGGCCGAGGAGGACCGCCCGGACGCGGACAGCGGGGCCGUGGUGGCCCACAGCGGCGGCAAGGCGAGCUUGGACCUCGGCCGAGACUCGGGCCUCGAGCAUCCCGGCGGAUGCCGGAACAAAGCCCCGGCGAGCGGCGGCGGCGGCGGCCCUGCUGCACCUGACAGCGGCCGAGCCCCGCUGUGCGCGCCGCCUCGGCCGCAGAGCCCCGCGGAGGCCCCGAGCUGCGAGUUCGCUCCCGGACUGCGGCCUCAGCUGCUCGUCUUCUCGGAUCUCAUGCGGACUGGGGACCGUCUGAACAGGAAUCCUUUGGCCGCGGACCAGAGCUCGGGUGCGGGUUGCUCCCACUUGACUGCCAACAACAACAACACGCUGGAUCCCGCUCGGGUCCAGCAGGAGCAGAACCGGCUGGACGGGACCUGGUCCACGCACGCCGCCGUCCCGGUGUCCGCGGAGCCCGCGGAACUCUGCCACCGGCCCGAGUGGCCCCUCUUGUCGGGAGGCUCCGGCCCGCUGGCAGGCAUCACUCGGGACCGGGAGGGCGCCGUGCUGGAGCUGGCCCGCAGGUUCGGGGAGCUGGGGGUCGGGGGGGUUCCGAAGAUGCUCUUCAAAGCGGGCGAGCUCCCCCAGUGCGCGUGUCAGGGCGCACACGGGCCCGGCGAGCACGCGGACGACCCCGCCGUCACCAGCGACGCUCUGCUGGUCCUGGAAGGACUCGGGAGCGAGGACGUGGCCGGCUUGGGUCUGGAGGACGCGCAGGAGAAGAGAGACCUGGUCACCUGUUUACAAGCCCAGGUCGGCGGGCCGCCCGAAGCCCACCUGGACCCGCAGCAGCACCGGGUCAGCCCGGGAGAACCCCGGGCGACCGUGCCGCUUUCGCACACGCCGACACGGAACUCACCGUGGACCGGCAGUCCCGCCCGGGGCCAGCUGGUGUCCACGCCUCGCAGGAGGCCCGACAGGUGUGCCAGCGUGCCCAGGACCCCCGGAGGCGCCGACAAGACCCUGAAGGUGCCGGGGAAGUCCAAGAAGGGCUCGCUGAAGAUCCGACUCAGCAGAUUGUUCCGGACUAAGAGCUGCAGCGGAUCCACGCACCUUCUGGACAAGAGACCCUCCAUGACGUCCUCGGUGGUCUCUGCUGGAAGUCUGCUGGACGUGCAAAGUACUUCUGGACCUGUGCUGGACUCGGACAGCCUGAACCAGCCCAGACUGACGCGGGCCCAAAGUGCCUUCUGCCCCGCCUCCUUCUCUUCCUUCACUGGUGAGACGGUCUCUCUGGUGGACGUGGACAUCUCGCGGCGAGGGACAAACACGCCGCACCCCCCCACGCCGCCGCCUCCCCCUCGUCGAAGUCUCAGCCUUUUAGAUGACAUAUGGGGUCCUCAGCCAGGUGCGUCCCUGGUGAGUGUCAUGGGGGCGUCCCUGCAGUCCCUCCCCCUGCCACUCCCCCCUCCCGCCCCUCCCUCCCACGCCACCAUGCAGCACAGCGUCAGCCUCAACGACGCCUUCCUGCGAGCACUUCCGCAUUCAAAUCCAUCGCAGGCCGACGCUCCGCCCGCCGCAAGACAGGCCCCGCCCACCAUGCUCUGUGCGCUCCGCAGGUCCGAAGCCAGCAACUUCACGGCCAGCCUGAGAGAGCUGGAGAAGUGCGGCUGGUACUGGGGUCCAAUGAACUGGGAAGAUGCUGAGAUGAAGCUGAAGGGGAAACCGGACGGAUCUUUCCUGGUCCGAGACAGUUCUGACCCGAGAUACAUCCUCAGCCUCAGCUUCCGCUCGCAGGGCGUCACGCACCACACCCGCAUGGAGCACUACCGCGGCACCUUCAGCCUGUGGUGUCAUCCCAAGUUUGAAGACCGCUGUCACUCGGUGGUGGAGUUUAUCGAGCGAGCCAUCAUGCACUCCAAGAACGGCAAGUUCCUCUACUUCCUGCGCUCCAGAGUUCCAGGACUUCCUCCCACGCCGGUCCAGCUUCUCUAUCCCGUUUCCCGCUUCAGCAACGUCAAGUCGCUGCAGCACCUCUGCAGGUUCUGCAUCCGACAAAUAGUCCGCAUCGAUCACAUCCAGGAGCUUCCACUGCCCAGGCCGCUCAUCUCCUACCUGAGUAAGUUUUAUUACUACGACCCCGAGGAAGAGAUGUACCUGUCAAUCAAAAGCAUCCGGGCGGCGUUGACCCCGGCGCGGGAGGCGGAGUCUGACACGUGAUCUCGGCUCCCGGUCCAGAGUGCUGGUCUUGCUUCGCUGCAGAGAAAGUCCUGGUCCCCGGUCCUGGUCCCGGGUCCAGCUGGCUUGUUGUGUGGACGCCGGAGCAGCGGUGAGGAGAGCGCCACUGAGGACACGAACUGACUCAGUCUGGAGCUCAUCCGCUGGAUUCCAACUGCUUUCUUUGUACCGCCGUCCUCCCGCCUUUUCCCCGCCGUCUCUUUUCUUCGUGCGCAAACCAGACGGUUGAAGAUGCUCUCAGGGCAGAUAUACACCCUGGCGUGGUCACGGCCCACCGUCUUCUGUGGCGCCUCACUAGAAUCAAACACACGCCUUUCAUGCAUCGUCACUGCACGCCAUACGUGCACGCCGGCCACUUCAUUAGGUACACCUCGAAUGCCAGUCAUCCGUCAAUCAAACUUUAUCUUUGUAGCACUUUUACAGCAACAGCAACUAAGAAGGGAGUGAAAAGUGGCACUAAAUAAAUAUUGAAUAUUUGUAUAAAUAAUAAAUUAAUAAAAACACGUAAUAAUAGCCAUGAAUAAAAUAGAAAAUAACACAAUAAAAAUUAAAGAGUUUAUUAUGAUAAAAAGCUUGAAUAAAAUGGUUUGUCUUUUACCUUUUUAAAAAAAAAUAAAUAUCAACAGAUAUUAGGAAGGAUAAAUAACGAGGUAAAAAAAUACACUAUAUUGCCAAAAGUAUUUGUCCACCUGUCUUGACUCACAUAUGAACUUGGAAGUGCCAUCCCAUUCCUAACCCAUAGGCUUCAAUAUUACAGCUUCAACUCUUCUGGGAAGGCUGUCCACAAGGUUGCAGAGUGUCUUUAUAGGCGAGGUCACACACUGAAGGCCUGGCUCUCAAGUCUCCGUUCUAAUUCAUCCCAAAAAGGUGUUCUAUCGGGUUCAGGUCAGGACUCUGUGCAGGCCAGUCAAGUCACACACCAGACUCUGUCAUCCAUGUCUUUAUGGAUCUUGCUUUGUGCACUGGUGCACGGUCAUGUUGGAAGAGGAAGGGGGCCCCCGCUCCGAACUGUUCCCGCAAGGCUGGGAGCAUGGAAUUGUCCAGAAUGUUUUGGUAUCCUGGAGCGUUCACAAGGUUUGCAUUUAUAGGAAUUUUCCACCGUUCUUCCAAAAGCGCAUUGGUGAGGUCACACACACUGAAGGCCUGGCUCUCAAGUCUCCGUUCUAAUUCAUCCCAAAAAGGUGUUCUAUCGGGUUCAGGUCAGGACUCUGUGCAGGCCAGUCAAGUCACACACCAGACUCUGUCAUCCAUGUCUUUAUGUGUGCACAGUCAUGUUGGAAGAGGAAGGGGGCCCCCGCUCCGAACUGUCCCCGCAAGGUUGGGAGCAUGGAAUUGUCCAGAAUGUUUUGGUAUCCUGGAGCGUUCACAAGGUUUGCAUUUAUAGGAAUUUUCCACCGUUCUUCCAAAAGCGCAUUGGUGAGGUCACACACUGAAAAGCCUGGCUCUCAAGUCUCCGUUCUAAUUCAUCCCAAUUCAUCGGGUUCAGGUCAGGACUCUGUGCAGGCCAGUCAAGUCCCACACCAGACUCUCUCAUCCAUGUCUUUAUGGACCUUGCUUUGUGCACAGUCAUGUUGGAAGAGGAAGGGGGCCCCGCUCCAAGGUUAGGAGCAUGGAAUUGUCUUGACUUUAUACACCUGUGGUCGGGCCAAGUGAUUAGGACACCUGAUUCUGAUUAUUUGGAUGGGUGGCCAAAUACUUUUGGCAAUAUAGUGUAGGUAAAUGACACCUCAGAGAGUGAGGGGCACACUCACUAGCUGUAUUGACACUGCGCUGAUACCGCCUUGUGCUUUGUAAUAAUCAUCGGGCGUCUACUCGAUUACAAAAGUCACUACUUGCAAAUAAGUUAGUGAGCAAAAUCCAUCAAAGUUGACUUAUAUACACGAGUGUCUCAAAGGGCUGCACAAGCCGCGACGACAUCCUGGGCUCAGAUCCCACAUCAGGGCAAGGAAAAACUCAACACAAUGGGAUGUCAAUGAGAAACCUUGGAGGGGGGGCUGCAGAUGUGGGCUCCCUUGUCUCUGUGUUACUCUGGCGGCAUCUAGUGGUUGAGGGGUGACAUUACACCUCUAAUACGCUUUGCAUGCAUUUCAAAGGGAAAUGCGCUUCCGUGUAGUUUGAGGCAUGACUAAUAAGAGCCUCUGUGAUCAUACAAUAUUCAUGUGCCAGGGCGGGUGUCGGGGAUGCUGUACCUAAUGAAGUGGCCUUCCCACGUCAAAGUUGACAGAAUGUCUGAAAAUGUUUUAAUUGCUGAAAAACUCUUUGCACAUCUCAGUCUGUGCAUCUGUGAUGUGAUUGUGUGUUUAAAUUUGUGUGUCCGUAUUUCGACACAGAUUGAUUUACAGACACACAAUUUAAUACACACACAUGCAGAACUGAUUACACGCACACACACACACACAGAAUGAUACAGACACACAAAUUAAAACACGUACACGUGGAUCUGAUUACACACACACACACUGAUUGAGAUACAGACACACAAAUUAAAACACAUACACACAGAUCUAAUUUUAUACACACACACACACACAAACACGCAGAUCUAAUUACACACACACACAGAAGAAGAUACAGACACACAAAUUAAUACACACACAUGCAGAUCUGAUUACACACACACACACAAAAUGAGAUACAGACACACAAAUUAAAACACGUACACGUGGAUCUGAUUACACACACACACACUGAUUGCGAUACAGACACACAAAUUAAAAAAUGUACACACAGAUCUAAUUUUAUACACACACACACAAACACGCAGAUCUAAUUACACACACAGAAGGAGAUACAGACACACAAAUUAAAACAAGUACACGCGGAUCUAGUCACAUAGACAGACACACACACACACACACACAAAUUGAGAUACAGCACACAAAUUAAAACACGAGCAUGCGGAUGUAAUUACACACACACACACACAGAUUGAUUUACACACAAAUGAAUACACGCACUUGUGGAUCUGAUUACACACACAUAAACACACACAGAUUGAUUUACAGACACACACAUUAAAACACGUACACGCGGAUCUAAUUACACACACACACAGAGAUUGAGAUACAGACACACACAUUAAAACACAUACAUGCGGAUCCAAUUACACACACACACACACACUCACACACUGAUUGCGAUACAGACACACAAAUUAAAACACGUACAGAUCUAAUUUUAUACACACACACACACAAACACGCAGAUCUAAUUACACACACACAGAGAAGGAGAUACAGACACACAAAUUAAUACACACACAUGCAGAUCUGAUUACACACACACACAAUGAGAUACAGACACACAAAUUAAAACACGUACACGUGGAUCUGAUUACACACACACACUGAUUGCGAUACAGACACACAAAUAAAAAAAUGUACACACAGAUCUAAUUUUAUACACACACACACAAACACGCAGAUCUAAUUACACACACAGAAGGAGAUACAGACACACAAAUUAAAACAAGUACACGCGGAUCUAGUCACAUAGACAGACACACACACACACACAAAUUGAGAUACAGCACACAAAUUAAAACACGAGCAUGCGGAUGUAAUUACACACACACACACACACACACAGAUUGAUUUACACACAAAUGAAUACACGCACUUGUGGAUCUGAUUACACACACAUAAACACACACAGAUUGAUUUACAGACACACACAUUGAAACACGUACACGCGGAUCUAAUUACGCAGACACACAUUAAAACACGUACACGCGGAUCUAAUUACACAGACACACACAGAUUGGGAUACAGACACACACAUUAAAACGUACACGCGGAUCCAAUUACACACACACACACACACACACACUCACACACAGAUUGCGAUACAGACACACAAAUUAAAACACGUACAGAUCUAAUUUUAUAUACACACACACACACAC